GCAUAAGCAUUCGGAGAGUCGCUAUAGAUGGCGAAAAUAAAAUUAGCUUAAGAGGGACGGUGGUAAAAAGCUUGUAGCUGAGCGACGCGAGGAGAGCGGAGAGUUGUAGAGAGAAAGAGAGGAGAGAGGUGCGAUUUAGGGUUUUGAAAUCCUAUCAAAUCCGAAGGUCAGUUAAGCGACGAGCGCCUAAUUUCAAGGUUGUUUUGUGAAUUUUGUUUUUCUCUAUUAGGUAAAUGUAUUGUGUUAGAAUAUUUUAGAAAUUAGGCGAGUUUGCUUUGGUAUAUGAUGAUGAUGGUAAUUGUCUAUUGUGAGAAAGAGGUGUCCCUAUUGUUGUGUGCAGGAAGAGUGCGUGAGCGAUUGAGGGUUGGUGAGGGAGAGAGAGGGAAAGAGGGGAGAGAAUUUUGUGGGAGCUGCCCAAAUUCGCCAUUUCUAGGUAGCAGGGACCUCUUUUCAUCAUGACUGACCGGAAGCUCGUUGUGUUGGGAAUUCCAUGGGAUGUCGAUACUGAGGGAUUGAGGGAAUACAUGAGCAAAUUCGGGGAGCUGGAGGACUGUAUUGUAUUAAAGGAACGUUCUACUGGACGCUCUCGUGGUUUUGGGUAUGCAACAUUUGUUACAGCCGAGGAUGCAAAGGUGGCAUUAGCAAGUGAGCAUUUACUUGGCAAUAGGGUGCUGGAAGUCAAAGUAGCCACCCCAAAGGAUGAAAUGAAAACCACAUCUAAGAAAGUUACCAGGAUAUUUGUGGCUAGGAUUCCACCAUCAGUAACUGAAGCUGUUUUCAGAAGCCAUUUCGAGAAAUAUGGCGAAAUAACAGACAUAUACAUGCCGAAGGAUCCAUCUACCAAAGGACAUCGUGGAAUUGGAUUUAUCACUUUUGUGAAUGCUGAAGCAGUAGAUGAUCUAAUGGCUGAGACUCAUGAGUUGGGCGGUUCAACUGUUGUUGUGGAUCGAGCAACCCCGAAGGAGGAAGAAUUCAGGCCAGUUAGCCGAGCGCCUCAAAGCGGGGGUGGAUAUGGUGCUUAUAAUGCUUAUAUUAAUGCUGCGACUAGAUAUGCUACACUUGGUGCACCAACCCUGUAUGAUCCUCCUGGUGCCAUGUAUGGAAGGGAGGUACCUCGUGGAAUGGGAAAAAAAAUCUUUGUUGGUAGGCUUCCUCAGGAGGCAACUGUAGAAGAUCUUCGCCAUUAUUUUGGGAGAUUUGGACGAAUUUUAGAUGUUUAUGUUCCAAAGGAUCCCAAGAGAACUGGUCAUAGAGGAUUUGGUUUUGUGACUUUUGCUGAUGAUGGUGUUGCAGAUCGUGUAGCUCGAAGAUCACAUGAGAUAUGUGGACAUCAGAUUGCAAUAGAUUCAGCAACACCAAUUGAUGAUGCUACAGCUGCUGCUGCUGGCCCAAGUGGUACUUUCCCGACGAAUAAUCCUGAGCCAUUUGGGUAUGGUGUACCGCCUAUGCGCAGUUAUGGUAGGAUGUAUGGGAGCUUAGAUUUUGAUGAUUGGGGUUAUGGUGUCGGUGGCAGUAUGAACGGAGGCAGACCUCCACGUGCAGAUUACAGGUAUAGGCCUUACUAAGUCAGAGAUGUAGCAGCUGUAUCGGAUGAAUCCUGGACAUGUAAUUUGUUGCCCUUAUCAGAAUCGUGGAUUUUCUUGAAUCGUAGGAGGAAAUUGUCUCCAUUUGGCACUUCUUUUUAGUUGUUGAGAGCAAGUGUUAUUGUUUGAGUUAGAUGCCAUUUUAAUGUUGAAUCCCUUAUUUUCUUGAAUCGUAGGAGGAAAUUAUCUCCAGUUGGUAGUUGGUAUUUUACAUGAAGGUAUUUUUUGUAUUGUGCCCAAUAAAUUUUUAACUUAGCUCCUUA
This is a messenger RNA of Salvia splendens (bonfire salvia), 1846 nucleotides long. RefSeq names its product RNA-binding protein Musashi homolog 2. Gene Ontology annotation, molecular function: RNA binding. The transcript has 13 exons. NCBI's taxonomy places the organism in Eukaryota, Viridiplantae, Streptophyta, Magnoliopsida, Lamiales, Lamiaceae. The record is from RefSeq and is a predicted model, not a curated record. Bases 456 to 1565 code for a protein of 369 amino acids.